Messenger RNA from Blepharisma stoltei, 372 nucleotides. Lineage: Eukaryota; Ciliophora; Heterotrichea; Heterotrichida; Blepharismidae. The record is from the annotation of a GenBank genome assembly.
AUGACUUCUCCUCUUCCCUUUUUGGACUUGAGCUUAGCUUUGGUCGCCAUUACAUCUAAAUUUAUUUUAUUUAAAAAUAUCAUGGAUUCCAAAGCACAAAUGCUAGAUAUCGUUAACGACGACAUAAAGCUCCAUUGCAUUACUCAAGCAAUUUUUGCCGAGCACAAUCGAAGUGAUAACAACACAAUCGGAUUUGACCAAUUCUACAGCAUCAUCAAAGCAAUGAAUCGAAACACAAGCUACAGGCCGCCUCGUAAAGGCGAAGUCAGAGAAAUUUUCAAAGAAAUCGACACUGAUAAUGACGGCUUAAUCUCUUUUGAAGACUUCAAAAUCCUAAUUAGGCGCGUCCUUAUGUGUGCUUUAGAUAUUUAA